Trichomycterus rosablanca is the source of this 3013-nucleotide messenger RNA. Its product is annotated as translation initiation factor eIF2B subunit epsilon. Gene Ontology annotation, molecular function: translation initiation factor binding; translation initiation factor activity; guanyl-nucleotide exchange factor activity. Lineage: Eukaryota; Metazoa; Chordata; Actinopteri; Siluriformes; Trichomycteridae. Gene Ontology annotation, biological process: biosynthetic process. Gene Ontology annotation, cellular component: eukaryotic translation initiation factor 2B complex. The record is from RefSeq and is a predicted model, not a curated record. The transcript is spliced from 11 exons. Bases 1113 to 2927 code for a protein of 604 amino acids.
CACAACAACAACCACACUACUACACAGUUACACAACUACACAACAACUGAAACACAGGGACUGAAGAAGAUCUGUUUUCCCAUGGUACUGCGCUACAACUACAACUACACAACUACAACUACACAACAACAACCACACUACUACACAGUUACACAACUACACAACAACUGAAACACAGGGACUGAAGAAGAUCUGUUUUCCCAUGGUACUGUGCUACAACUACAACUACACAACUACACAACAACCACACUACUACACAGUUACACAACUACACAACAACUGAAACACAGGGACUGAAGAAGAUCUGUUUUCCCAUGGUACUGUGCUACAACUACACAACUACAACUACACAACAACAACCACACUACUACACAGUUACACAACUACACAACAACUGAAACACAGGAACUGAAGAAGAUCUGUUUUCCCAUGGUACUGUGCUACAACUACACAACACAAUUACACAACAACCACACUACUACACAGUUACACAACUACACAACAACUGAAACACAGGGACUGAAGAAGAUCUGUUUUCCCAUGGUACUGUGCUACAACUACACAACUACAACUACACAACAACAACCACACUACUACACAGUUACACAACUACACAACAACUGAAACACAGGGACUGAAGAAGAUCUGUUUUCCCAUGGUACUGUGCUACAACUACACAACUACAACUACACAACAACCACACUACUACACAGUUACACAACUACACAACAACUGAAACACAGGGACUGAAGAAGAUCUGUUUUCCCAUGGUACUGUGCUACAACUACACAACUACAACUACACAACAACAACCACACUACUACACAGUUACACAACUACACAACAACUGAAACACAGGGACUGAAGAAGAUCUGUUUUCCCAUGGUACUGUGCUACAACUACACAACUACAACUACACAACAACAACCACACUACUACACAGUUACACAACUACACAACAACUGAAACACAGGGACUGAAGAAGAUCUGUUUUCCCAUGGUACUGUGCUACAACUACACAACUACAACUACACAACAACAACCACACUACUACACAGUUACACAACUACACAACAACUGAAACACAGGGACUGAAGAAGAUCUGUUUUCCCAUGGUACUGUGCUACAACUACACAACACAAUUACACAACAACCACACUACUACACAGUUACACAACUACACAACAACUGAAACACAGGGACUGAAGAAGAUCUGUUUUCCCAUGGUACUGCGCUACAACUACAACUACACAACACAAUUACACAACAACACAACACCGACACACCAACAGUUACACAACUACACAACAACUGAAACACAGGGACUGAAGAAGAUCUGUUUUCCCAUGAACAUUUUCCACAGUGGAAGUGAGGAGUUUGAGAUUCGUCAUGAUCUGCUGGACUGUCACAUCAGUAUCUGCUCUCCUCAGGUCGCCGAGCUCUUCACCGAUAACUUCGACUAUCAGACCCGCAACGACUUUGUGCGCGGCAUUCUCGUCAACGAGGAGAUUUUGGGGAAUCAGAUCCACAUGUUUGUGAGUAAAGACGGCUACGGCGCUCGCGUCUCCAACCUGCUCAUGUACGACGCUGUUUCCUGCGAUCUGAUUGGCCGCUGGGCGUAUCCCAUCACCCCUGAGGCUAAUUUCUCGGACGAGGAGGGGCGGAGCUGCACUCAUUCGCGCCACAACGUUUACCGGGAGAUGGGCGUCGGCCUCGGGCACGGCAGCCUGAUGGAGGAGAACGUUCUGAUUGGACGAAACACAGUGAUCGGUGCCAACUGCAGCCUGUCGAACACCGUCAUCGGGGCCAACUGUGUGAUCGGUGACGGAGUGGUGUUGGACCGAGCGUUCAUAUGGAACAACGUCCACAUUGGUGAUAAGGUGACGGUGCGCCAGUCGGUGAUCUGUGAUGGAGUGGUGGUGAAACCCGGCGUCGCACUCAACCCACAGUGUGUACUCGCCUACAACGCGGUGGUGGGUCCGGGCGUGUCUCUGCCGGAGGGUACCGUGGUGUCUCUGCAUCACCCGGACGAGGAGGACGAAGACGACGAUGACGACGAGUUCCUGAGCGACGAUAACGAGUCCAGCCUUCAUAAAGACAAGACCAAACAGAAAGCGUUUAACCCAGCCGAGGUGGGCUCCGAGGGGCGGGGCUACCUGUGGAAGAACAGCAGUGCUGACGACCCUGGCGAUGACGAGCUAGUGCAAGGCAUCUGGGGUUUGGUCCUGAAGCCCGACUCGGACAGCGAUACCGACACCGAGCCCAGCGAUGGACCAGAUUACUCCAGGAGUCCGUCGCCAGAGCAUGACGAUCUCAGCGUGUUCCAGAACGAGGUGCUGGGUACCCUGCAGAGGGGUCUGGACGAGAACAUCGGCUGUGAUAACCUGGUCCUGGAGAUCAACUCGCUCAAGUACGCGUAUAACGUCUCACUGAAGGAGGUGAUGCAGAGCCUCACCAAGGUCGUGUUAGAGUUUCCAUUCACUCAGCAAGGUCAUCAGAUCGGCGCCGCCCAGUACUACUCACUACUGCUGCCUGUAAGUCUCCUCACCCAUUCAUCCACUCAUCCAUUCAUCCACUCAUUCAUCCACUCAUUCACUCAUCCAUCCAUCCACUCAGCAAGGUCAUCAGAUCAGCGCCGCCCAGUACUACUCACUACUGCUGCCUGUAAGUCUCCGCAUCCAUUCAUCCACUCAUUCAUCCAUUCAUUCAUUCACUCACUCACUCAUCCAUCCAUUCACUCAGCAAGGUCAUCAGAUCAGCGCCGCCCAGUACUACUCACUACUGCUGCCUGUAAGUCUCCUCAUCCAUUCAUCCACUCAUCCAUUCAUCCACUCAUUCAUCCACUCAUUCACUCAUCCAUCCAUCCACUCAGCAAGGUCAUCAGAUCGGCGCCGCCCAGUACUACUCACUACUGCUGCCUUUGCUGAAGAAGUGGGUUCCAGUCUUCAAGAACUACGUGAAGCGAGCUCAGGAUCACAUGCACUGUCUGGCCAGCCUGGAGGAAGUGUUCCUG